Toxorhynchites rutilus septentrionalis is the source of this 1373-nucleotide messenger RNA. It is a transcript of the gene Marc, whose product is annotated as mitochondrial amidoxime-reducing component 1. The record is from RefSeq and is a predicted model, not a curated record. Gene Ontology annotation, molecular function: catalytic activity; pyridoxal phosphate binding; molybdenum ion binding. Bases 193 to 1218 code for a protein of 341 amino acids. The transcript has 7 exons. Lineage: Eukaryota; Metazoa; Arthropoda; Insecta; Diptera; Culicidae.
AAACAAACAAACCUCGCGAAGCCGGUAUCAGAUGAUUAUGUUGGGUCAAUAAAUACGAUAAGCGAAGCAUUCGAUCAGUAUUUGAAAAAUUGUGUUUCUCACCUGGUAUUUUGCCACGGCAGUAUUUCAUUUUACGCCUGUGUGUCCACAACGUUCCAACGAUAGCAACACAUUAAGGUGGAACAUCCGGAAAUGGUGUCCAGAGUUUCUCUUUUAAAAAUAGAACUGCUUGAUGAUUCCACGACGCCCACUGGCGGUAACACGAGGACGAUAGUUGUGGUCGCUGCCGGAGUUGGUGUGGCCACCCUCGCCGGGUACAGUAUUUAUAAAUUGGUGAGGAAAUACUUGGAAAAUCGACCUCCGAAGCGAUGGCGCAAAGUUGGAGAGAUCACCGACCUCAACAUAUUUCCGAUUAAAUCCUGCGGGGCGAUUCGGAUGAGCAGUAUCGAUUGCACGAAAAUUGGUCCACGGGUUGGGCUGCUGCGGGAUCGCGUGUUCAUGGUGAUUAAAACCGACGGCAACUUCAUCACCGGUCGUGCCUAUCCCACAAUGGUGAUGAUCAAGCCAAAAUUCGAUGAGCAGUACGAGACGAUGACGUUGGCCGCGCCCGGAAUGAUGGACAUCAGUAUCGACGUGAAGCGACUGCUCGCGGUGGAACCGGCCAAGGCUUCGGUUUGGGGACAGACCGUAACGGCUGUCGACUGUGGAGAGGAGGUGGCCCGGUGGCUGUCUAGGUUUCUUCUCAGUGAGGACUUCGGACUGCGAAUGGUGUUCUAUCCGCUGGAUUAUCCCACGCGGGUUGUGCGAGAGGUCAAUCGGAUUCAUAUUAAUCUGACACCAAGGGAUUCGGGAGCCCUGCACGACGCUACCAGUUUUAUGCUGCUAACGGAGGCUUCGGUGGCUGAUGUUAAUACAAAGCUUGAUAAACCUAUCACUGCUCUGCAGUAUCGGCCCAACUUUGUGGUGAAAGGACCGGGAGCGUAUGAAGAGGAUGACUGGAAGUGGAUUAAAAUUGGCGAGACGAUUUUCAGGAAUGUGAAAGCUUGUACAAGCUAUCCCAUGCAUUCGCUCCAUGGAUCGGGAACGGGAACGACACUGCUUCGAUAUAACCUCUCAACACAUUUGUUUAUCGGAUUGCAUUAUUUUUAUAGUACAGAUGCAUUUUCACAAACGUCGACCCCGAAACGGGCAUCCCCAGUCCCAACAGUGAACCACUGAACAUGCUUAAAACCUAUCGCAAGAAACCUGGUCUCGGAAACUCUCCCGUGCUGGGAAUGCAGAUGGGCGUCCGCAGGGAAGGCACCGUGCGUCUCGGCGAAACAGUUUACGUUGGGUUCUAGCAUCUGCGCUAAGGCCUCUCGAGAAGGCGGUGG